Culex pipiens pallens (northern house mosquito) is the source of this 912-nucleotide messenger RNA. RefSeq names its product probable ATP-dependent RNA helicase Dbp73D. NCBI's taxonomy places the organism in Eukaryota, Metazoa, Arthropoda, Insecta, Diptera, Culicidae. The record is from RefSeq and is a predicted model, not a curated record. Bases 475 to 639 code for a protein of 54 amino acids. The transcript is spliced from 2 exons.
ACUGUGAAAAGUUAAUCGUUUUUGAAUUCCAUAAGUUUAAAUUAUGACUAUUCAAAAUCUUAUUCAAUUUAUAUGGUGGGCUUAUGGCAUUCAAUAAUAUUAUUUAUGUGAAAAUGUCAUAUGCCCAACCUUAUGAACCAGAAUGUAGUAUGGCGGACAACAUUGAACAAGUGAAGGAGCGGCCUUCAACAGAUUCCAGGUUUUUAACAAAAUUUUUAGUUAUUGCGUUUUGUUUUGAUAUAAAUUUGUUUCACAGGUUAAGUAAAUGUUUUCUCUGCCGCAGCUGCCCAAAAACUAUGCCUCGUUUAGUCGUAUCGGCUCGAUCUGGUCAUUGCCCAAAACUCCAAAACAACAAACGGCAGCAGCGACAACUCGAUCGACGGCUCGCAUCGGUUGUCGUUUGUGCUGCACAAAAUUUUCGGCACCUUGCUGUUCAUCGAGGAGUGGUCAUCUUCGUUGAGUCUUCAGGCAAGGAUGAGCGUGCUGUGUCGGUUCGCGUUGAGAAAGGUCAAUGGCAUCAUCUGUACGGACACUUUGGGUUGCAGUAUUGACGACAUCGACGUGGUAAUCUCGUACGAAAUCGACCGGAUCGGGCGAACGAGUCGUGCCGGAAACCGGGUACCUUCAUCACGAUGCUGAUCGACUAGAAGCAAAAGAAGUUCAAGUUGACCCUGGUCGAGGCCGGCAGGCAGCAGCUGGAGCCGAUCGAAAUCCAUUCGAAAGCCGAGAAGGAAUUCGCCGUGAUGUACUCGGCGGUGCUGAUUGACCUGUGCGAAGGAUGCGAAGCCCUGGAUCUGGAAAAGCAAACGAUCAAGAAGAUUCGCUAGCAUGACCAAGGUGAACCUGCUUAGCAAGCUGAAGGAUCGCGUCGACAUUGAUCCGGCCCUUCCAGCGAAAUGAUCAAAGUGAUAC